Molecule: messenger RNA, 225 nt
Organism: Haemonchus placei
Lineage: Eukaryota; Metazoa; Nematoda; Chromadorea; Rhabditida; Trichostrongylidae
Source: the annotation of a GenBank genome assembly
AUGAGUGAGAAAAAGAAAUCAGCGAGGGCAUCGACAACUGCUGCUGCAACGCUACCCUCUCCUCCGGAAGAAGAAGAUCCUUCUGAUUCAACCAUAACUCAAUUCGAAGCGUCAUUCAACAAACCCAGGCGUCCGGCAGCUGCAGCGGCGACUACGAAAAAAACUGAAACUCAGUCAGCGAACAAAGCGUGGGAUGAUGAUGCUUGGGCUAUUUUGAAUAACUAA